AUGAUGAAUCGAUACCAACACCAACACCUACAAACACAUAAUUCGAAUACAAUUCUUCAAUCAAAUCAUCACUAUCACUUAACUAAUAGUACAACAACAACAACAAUGUCUGUUCUACAGACGCCAAUUGAUACUUAUUCAUCCAAUAACAAUUCAAUUCUUGAUAUUCAUCAACAAAAUCAUUACAGUUUACUUGAUGAUAAUUAUGCAUACAAUCCGCCACCUUCCUAUUGUAUUAAACAUCAUCCUAUCUAUCGUUCUCCAACUAUUUGUACAUUAGAAUCCCAACCAUCAGUUUAUGAAACAUAUAAUUCAUCUCCAUCGUCAUCUUCAACAGCAACAGCAGUAGCAACAACAACAACAACACCGAAUAUUCCAGUAAAUACUUAUGAACAAUUUUGCAUUGACAAUGCUCAAACAUCGCCAUCGCCAUCAUCUUGGAUAGCAACAACGCCAACAACAGCAAACGAAGGAUCACUAUAUCAUCCAAUUCAAUCGUUUGAUCAAUGUAACAUUUAUUUAAAUAAUUCUCAAUUAUCUGAACAAAACUAUCGAGAUUAUCUAUCGAUUCCAUUAUCUAAUAAUGAAACAUCCUCAUCGUCAUCGAUAUCAUCGUCGUCAUCCUCAUUUAAUAAUCUUUCACAUCCACAACCAUAUCGACAUCAUGAACAGUCAUCUAUGGACGAAAAACCUCUGUCUAUUGUUGCUAGUGAAGCUAAAUAUAAAUGGAUGCAAAUAAAACGUACACCAGCGAAAACAGCAGGAAAACCGACUGAUUAUAAUUAUAAUAGUGGUACAUCACUCGCGAAUGGUUCAUCAACGAAUUCAAUCGUAAAUAAUAAUUUACCUGCAAAUGCUGGUCGCACUAAUUUUACAAAUAAACAAUUGACAGAAUUAGAGAAAGAAUUUCAUUUUAGUCGUUAUCUAACACGUGCAAGACGUAUUGAAAUAGCAGCAUCACUUCAAUUAAAUGAAACACAAGUGAAAAUUUGGUUUCAAAAUCGUCGUAUGAAAGCAAAAAAACGGCAACGUGAACCCGAUAUUCUUCCAUUUGAUUCCAUGUGA
This is a messenger RNA of Rotaria socialis, 1065 nucleotides long. NCBI's taxonomy places the organism in Eukaryota, Metazoa, Rotifera, Eurotatoria, Philodinida, Philodinidae. The record is from the annotation of a GenBank genome assembly.